Penicillium cataractarum is the source of this 1206-nucleotide messenger RNA. RefSeq names its product putative aminotransferase. The record is from RefSeq and is a predicted model, not a curated record. The transcript has 7 exons. NCBI's taxonomy places the organism in Eukaryota, Fungi, Ascomycota, Eurotiomycetes, Eurotiales, Aspergillaceae. Bases 1 to 1206 code for a protein of 401 amino acids.
AUGGCGUCUGCUUUGGAUGUGGCUGCUGCCCGAGCGGCAUUCCCAGCUCUUGAAGGAGAGCAGAUUUACAUGGAUAAUGCAGGAAGUCAAGUUCUUGGCACCGUUGCGGAUUCUAUUCACUCCUACUUGCUGAAUACCAACGUCCAGCUUGGUGCUACCUACAAGACUUCUCAGACUUCAACUGCAGCUUAUGAAAAUGGAUAUAAGGCUGCGGCAGGCUUUAUCAAUGCGCAGCCAGAAGAGAUCAGCCUUGGAGUAUCAACCACCCAGUUACUACACAACCUCUCUACGGCACUCAAGUUCCAGCCUGGCGAUGAGCUCAUCGUGUCCAAGCUCAACCACGAGGCUAACAGUGCACCCUGGGCCCGCAUCGCGGAGCGCCUCGGGUUAACCGUGAAGUGGUGGGCAUCGUCCGACCCAAAGAAUCCUACGUGUGAUGUUGCAGAUUUGAAAACCCUCUUGUCAGACAAGACUCGUCUGGUUGCAUGUCCACAUGCUUCGAAUAUCACUGGCACUAUUAGUCCUAUUCGGGAGAUUGCCGAUGCUGUCCAUGCUCACCCGAGAGCACUCCUCUGCGUUGACGGUGUCGCCCUCGCACCCCAUCGCCAAGUCGACGUUCAAGCCCUCGGUGUAGAUUUCUACGCAUUCUCGUGGUACAAGGUAUACGGUCCCCACUUGGCACAACUCUACGCCUCCUCUCGCAUCCAUGAUGAAAUCAACUCGCUAGCACACUUCUUCAAACCCACCAACACGCUAGACCUAAAGCUCAACCUAGCCUCGGCCAACUACGAGCUCACCCAGAGUAUCCCCGCCGUGGUGGCGUACUUUGGUGCUGAUCCCGGCGCAACGUGGACGGCCAUGGUCGCGCAUGAGGAACGCCUGCAGGGCAUCCUGUUGCGGUUCCUGGUUGCGCAUGACCGGGUCACGAUCAUCGGUGAGCCAUCGGCUAGUCAAGAGCUACGGGUGCCGGUAAUUAGUUUCGUCGUGUCCGGGGUGCAGAGUCAGCGGUUGGUUGAGGCUGUUGAGGCGCGGUCUGCGUAUGGGUUCCGGAGUGGCCAUAUGUAUAGUCAUCGGUUAUUGAAGGAUGUGUGUGGAUUGGAGGAUGUGGAUGAUGGGGUGGUGAGAGUGAGUUUGUUGCAUUACAAUACUGAGGCGGAGGUGGCGGGGCUAGUGACCGUUCUCCAGGAGGCUCUGGCAGAGUUGUAG